Molecule: messenger RNA, 657 nt
Organism: Adineta ricciae
Lineage: Eukaryota; Metazoa; Rotifera; Eurotatoria; Adinetida; Adinetidae
Source: the annotation of a GenBank genome assembly
AUGCCAUUCGCAAUCAAAGAUGCUCUUCACUACAAACGCAAUGAUCGACAAAUACGUGAGAUUCAUGAGAGAGAAUAUUCAAAUUAUGUGAAAACUCUUCGUCAACAGCAACUAUUUCAACAGCAAACAUUCUCACAGAUUGCUCCAAAUCAUUUCCAGGAAAUUGAACGUUCUCGAGUACGAUAUACAGUCGCAAAACAAACAGAAUAUGACCGUAUCGGACGUGAAAAUCAUUUGUUUCUCAAUCGUUUGCAUCAAGCAAGUGAACGCACAUUGAUCGAUCAUCGAAAUCAGAAUUAUUUACGAAAUUUAAGCGCUUUCAAUUGCAAACGUUCCCAACAACGUUCUCAUGAUUAUAAACGUAUUUAUACUGAUAAUCAGCUAUUGUUGCAUCGUCUUAACACUACUCCGGGCCGCAUAGCAAAUAAGGAACAAUGUGAACGUGAUUGGAAGAGGCAUGUCGAUAUAAUGAAAAAAUCGUGUGAUUAUCCCGAAAAUAUCGAUCGAUUUGUUACAAAAAUGAAUAAAACCGAACAAAACCAAAUAUGUCAGUACGAAAAAAAACGAGAUGCACAUUGGAAUCGUCGACACUAUGUUAUCGAAUCAUCCACGCCGUUAACAGCAACUCCAUUGGCGUUAUUAUUAAAUGAUUCUUGA